GAGCGCACGGCGAGCUUCCAUUUUUACGCACCGAGGCAUCCAGAGCCCCGCCGAAGCCGCGACCGACGACGUAUCGCUGUACAGGCAUUCCUCUAUCGGCGAGGCUGUAGCGAUUUGAAGAGGCACGACGCAAGCUGCUCUUUCAUCUCGUCAGCUUUGAGGAGGAGGCGGCGAGGGACCAGGGGUGUCCCCCCCGUUUGCGUGUAACUCCGUGCGUGUGCUUGCGUGUGUUUGUGUGCGUUCGGAUCAAGAGAGAGGAGAGAGAGAGAGAGAUACGAGGGUAAAACAGAUCGGACGCGCGGCAUAGGAGACAGCUGCUUUUGGACACGUUUUGGACACAGAAGCUGAUCGACCGCAAAGGCUGCACACGGAAAAAUAAUAGAAACAAAACUUACUCUGCGUCACUUCUCCCGUCCAUUAUUAUUUUGGGUUAUUUUUUGAUUUUUUUUUAAACCCGUAUUAUCAGUAUUAAUUCGGGGAGGGGUUUUUUUUAGCAUCUCCCAGUCUGCUGGAGUUUUGCCGCCGAAGGACGCACCUCGGGACUUAGACGCAGACGUCUCCCUCACUUCUUUCUGCGGGACAUGGGCGCAUCUGACGCCAAACAGCGGUAGACGGAAGGCUCGGAGCUGGUGUCUUCGUUUCCUUCUAUCGCUUUCAGAGUGGACCGACUUUUGAAAGAGCGUGUUUUUUUUCUCUAUCUGGGCCUAAAGCCGACGUGUUUAAAGGUCCUUUUUUGCUUCCGGCAACAGCGAAGAGACCAAGUCUUCCUCCCUCAUCUCUCACUCCCUCUCUCACUUUUUUGGAAGCUGAACUUUUAAAGGAAAAUGGGGCAUUGAGAGGGUUGGCAGAUCUCCCCACGCUAUAAUGGCUACUGACACCUACCUGGUGAACGACGAUCCCACUAGAGGCCCAGGGAUGCCUGAAUGUUUCCUCGUGUCUGAUACAUAUAGGGAUGAAUUCCACCCCUUCAUCGAGGCCCUUCUGCCCCAUGUCCGCGCCUUCGCCUACACCUGGUUCAACCUGCAGGCCCGCAAGCGUAAAUACUUCAAAAAGCACGAGAAGCGCAUGUCCAAGGAGGAAGAGCGUGCAGUGAAGGAUGAACUGCUGGGAGAGAAGCCAGAGAUCAAGCAGAAGUGGGCUUCACGCCUGUUGGCCAAGCUCCGCAAGGACAUCCGGCCUGAGUUCCGUGAGGACUUUGUGCUCACCAUCACGGGCAAAAAGCCCCCCUGCUGCGUGCUGUCCAACCCCGACCAGAAGGGCAAAAUACGUCGCAUCGACUGCCUGCGCCAGGCUGACAAGGUGUGGCGGCUGGACCUGGUGAUGGUCAUCCUGUUUAAGGGCAGCCCCUUGGAGAGCACGGACGGAGAACGACUGGUCAAGUCACCGCAGUGCACCAACCCUGGCCUGUGCGUCCAGCCACACCACAUCGGAGUGUCCGUCAAGGAGCUGGACCUCUACCUGGCCUACUUCGUCCACACGCCAGAAUCUGGACAAUCAGACAGCUCCAGCCAACAAGGGGACACAGACAUCAAGCCACCACCCAAUGGCCACCUGAGUUUCCAGGACUGUUUUGUCACCUCAGGAGUGUGGAAUGUGGCAGAGCUGGUCAGAGUGUCUCAGACUCCCGUAGCCACAGCGUCGGGUCCUAACUUCUCACUGGCUGACCUGGACAGCAGCCCCAGUUACUACAACAUUAACCAGGUGGCUCUGGGGCGGCGCUCUCUCACCUCCCCUCCUUCUACCAGGUCUGAGGUGGAGUUGUACGCAAACCUUCCAAGGAGCUCCACUAAGCGGAAGUCCUUAGAUGAUAGCGAGCUGGAGAGCCCCACAGAUGAUGUUUUCUACCCUGGGCGUUCGCCUGCUGCCAGCUCCUCCCAGUCCAGUGCGUGGCCUAAUGACAUGGAAUCAGUGCAGCACCAUUUGGCGAGUGUGCAGGAGAGGAAGAUAAAACAUGAAAACGAUGGCGUGCAGUUUCCUUACCAUGGACUGUCCUCGCCUGGUUCACUUAAGAAGCCGGGGAAGUUUGAUUUCAACGCCCUGACUUCCCAGACGAGGUCUCCCCGCAUGGCGUUCACACACCACCCGCUGCCUGUGCUGGCAGGAGUGAGACCAGGGAGUCCCCGUGCCUCAGCCUCAGCCCUGCACUUCCCUUCCUCCUCUAUCAUCCAGCAGUCCAGCCCGUACUUCACCCACCCCACCAUACGCUACCAUCACCACCAGGACCCGCUUAAGGAGUUUGUGCAGUUUGUCUGCACCGACGGCACAGGCCAGCCCAGCGCACAGCCUAAUGGAGGUGGCCAGAGCAAAAUGCCGGGCUCCUUCCUGCUGCCCCCGCCACCCCCGGUGGCUCGCCCUGUGCCCCUCCCCAUGCCCGACUCUAAAACCAUCAGCACGCCGACUGACGGCGGACUCAGCUCACCCGCAUCUCCGUCAUACUCCACGCCAGGCUCCACAGCUCCCAACCGGUUUGUCGGCAUCGGAACACGGGACAACUUUCUGAAUAUCCCCCAGCAGACCCAGUCCUGGUUCCUCUGACAAGGCCUCUCUGAAUCAACAGCUAAAAUUGUGUCAUGAAAAUUGGAAAUUUGACAAAACAAACACAUCGCCGCUGAAAAAGAACAAACUGCUGACACUAAAAGGUCUUUCUCUCUCGCCAACACUAUUCAAAGUACUACUACAGAACCCCGAAAAACCCCACGCUGCCCCAAGAGGACUCCCAAUUCAACACGAUUUGAACAGGAACAUUCGUCCCCUUUUGCGCAGGAGUCUUCAACAAGAUUGAGUGGACAGACUCAGAAUGCAAGGAGGAGGAAGAAGAAGAUGAGAAACUGUCUCACACACCGUGAAUUGUCAGAAAGGAAACACAAUAUGGCAAACUGACAAAUGACCAAUUAUACAUUUGUUUCUUUUUUUUCUUUUUUUUUUUUAAUGUUUUUUUCCAUUUUGUUGUCUCCACAAUGAAACUCCAUGCAUUGGCUGGGAGAUCCAAAAAAGAACAAGUAGUGGUAAAUGGUGAAGUCAGAUGUGCAACUUGUAAAGAUUGCCACCCAAAUAGCACGCCUCCAUAUCUGCAUAUCUCUCCUCCAGGUACAUGGUCCCACCUUGCAGCCUCGUAGUUGAGUGUCCCCUCACCCCACUGUUUCAUCUGCUCAGCCCUGAGCCUCUUUCACUUCGGAUUGGCCAAUCAUGCUGACACCAUCCAGUCCAAUGGUGUGACACAUAUGCACUAAGUGGCUGGUCUUUGUUUACCUGUCAAUGUACCAGGGUGUCCUGCUAUGGGAGAAACGACGGCCAUGAGGCACGAAGGCAAGAAGGUGAACACACAGAUAGUCAUAACACUAACUCUACACGUGCUCUCUCGUCCCCUUACCUAUGCACUAUUAAUUUUUUUUAAGGGAUGAACAGUAUUGCACACUGAUGGUCAGAUGAGCGAUUAGAGAAGUGAAUCGAGGCUGCAGGUAUGGGGGCUGUGCUAGCAUCAGGCCCUGAAAGAUACAGCACUCACAUGCACACACACAUGCAAGCUUGCAGGCAGCACAUGCAGACCAACCUUUCCAGUAAAGUCGGUCACAAAACCACUCACAAAAUCAUCUUGUUUUAAUCCAUAGAUAUUGCUUUUACAAUAAGGCGCACACAGCAUUGGCUUCAUAUUAUUUGCUUUAAUUUUGUUUGUAGUUGUUUACUUGCGAUUUUUUUUCUUUUUCCAGAUUUGGUUUUGGUUUUGUCUCAGCUGGAUUGUUUUAACCUUCUCUUGCAUGUCAUAACAUUUUUUCUUUAGUUUGCAGUAACACAUAGUAUCACGCUCGAAUUUCAGCAAAAUGGAAACAGCAGUUUCUCAAAUUUCUCAUGUAUGGACAGCACAGUAACGACAGCUCAUCACACGCAACCCUGGCAUUGCUUCACCCCGUGUCCCGUAGUCUAUUCACAAGAAAACCCAGAGGAUACACACACACAGAUGCACAUAUAAAAUAACACCACCAACAACCUGGUUUAAAUUUAUAAAGGGAAGCCUUUAUACUGGUUCUCCAAACUGCCUUUUAAUGGUUUUUCAUUCAUUUUAAAAUUUGUAUUUUUAAUUUGACAUAUUUUUCUAUGUAAAUGUUCACACUGAAAUCGCUGUUGGUAUUAUUUUUUGUCAUGACACAAUCCAACAAAAGCCGACCUCACAAAAUAACUGGACUGCCUAGCUGUUGGUUCUGUUUUUGCAGGGAUAGUAAACAGGGCUGAGGGCUCGUUCUCAGCCUCUCUAGUAACAUUAGCUCUAUGUACUAAAACCAUAUAUCGAGACUAUAACAAUAUAUGGAAGUGCCUCUGUAUUCCCUUCAUGCAAUUAGUAAUAAACUUGACUUCAGGUUCUCUUCCCACAUAUAAGCUAAAGCUACAUGGGCAUGGUAGCGUUGGUGCAUGUGGAAACCAUUGGCCUAGGACGGAUCUUUAUAGAGGACUGCAAACUCUUUUUUUUCUUUUUUUUUUGUAAAAACAGAGAGAGAGAUCUUAUACAUAUAUAUUUAUGAUAUAUGCUCCUUUGUAACUUUUACUACGAGCUUGUUGGCAGUCUAGUUAUUUUCUGAACACUCA
Messenger RNA from Pundamilia nyererei, 4578 nucleotides. RefSeq names its product nuclear factor 1 X-type-like. Gene Ontology annotation, cellular component: nucleus. Lineage: Eukaryota; Metazoa; Chordata; Actinopteri; Cichliformes; Cichlidae. Gene Ontology annotation, molecular function: DNA-binding transcription factor activity, RNA polymerase II-specific; RNA polymerase II cis-regulatory region sequence-specific DNA binding. The coding region runs from base 865 to 2535 and encodes 556 amino acids. The record is from RefSeq and is a predicted model, not a curated record. Gene Ontology annotation, biological process: regulation of transcription by RNA polymerase II. The transcript has 14 exons.